This is a messenger RNA of Camellia sinensis, 2213 nucleotides long. The record is from RefSeq and is a predicted model, not a curated record. NCBI's taxonomy places the organism in Eukaryota, Viridiplantae, Streptophyta, Magnoliopsida, Ericales, Theaceae.
GCUCUACCUUCAUGUUUAGAUAAACGUUUUUGCAAGCUAUGUGGAAUAGCUUUGAAUCUAAGUUAUACAGUUGGUAUUAUCUAUUAUAAUACUGGGGAUUUGGAUGUAUAUCUGUGAAGGGUCAAAAAGUAUUCACGGUGGCUUGUUUUUGGGUCUACCUAGUUGAGGAAUUGAAUUGAAUGUGCUUAGUUCUGUGCUCUGUAUGUGCUAGAGAAGUGCAAUAAUCAAAUGGAGCACAUGGGUUGUUGCUUGCUUGACUACGGAGUCACUUGUGGUGUGUUGGGUGUGGAACCAAAUAUAUUAAUCUAUUGAGUUCUAAAGGGUUGCCACUUUCUGGGUUUGAGUAUAGGAGUUGAUUAAGGAAUUACUUUGUGCUUUUGACUUUUACACUUUCGAUCUUGUUUUUAAGACGAAUUAAGAAGAGGAGAGAAGGGAAUUUGAGGGAUUCGGAAUUUUGGAAAAUAUUGGGCUAAUUCCCGGUGACUGAAUUCUUUUUAUGUGAAGUCUUAGGGUCUUAUCUUCCUGCCACACGGAUCUUUCUUCUUUUCUGAAGGAUUGGCCUUCCAAAAUUUGCAGAGCAAUGCAAAACCUUCGAGCUUCUUUUUUUAUGGAUAUAGAAUAAAAUGGGGAUCCUUGGACGCAGUGCAAUUGUUACAAAGCCAAAUGAGUCUGUGAGGCUUAUUGUAACGACUUUUAUUGGAGUUGUUUUUGGCUUCCUGAUAGGAGCAUCAUUUCCAACACUUCCAUUAGCGAAGUUGAAUGUCCCUUCCAGCCUUCUUCCUUCAAUUAAUCUUUCCUAUAAUGAGGACAAAAAUUCAACAUUUUUGAAUGCUUUGUCUGCUUCGAAGGGCAACAAAAACACCUCAACUGAAGCUAAAAAAUUGAACAAUACGUCAAAGAUUUGGGUCUCAUCUAAUCCACGAGGUGCAGAAAUAUUACCCCCAGCCAUUGUUGCAGCUGAGUCAGACUUCUAUCUCCGCAGAUUGUGGGGCUUACCCAGUGAGGACCUAACUAUCAAACAGAAGUAUCUUGUAACCUUUACAGUUGGUUAUGAUCAGAGACAUAAUAUUGAUGCAGCAGUCAAAAAGUUCUCCGAAAACUUUACAAUACUUCUGUUUCAUUAUGAUGGUCGGACAACUGAAUGGAAUGAGUUUGAGUGGUCAAAACGAGCUAUUCAUGUCAGUGCUCUAAAGCAGACAAAAUGGUGGUAUGCCAAACGAUUUCUGUAUCCUGAUAUUGUGGCGCCAUAUGAUUACAUAUUUAUCUGGGAUGAAGAUCUUGGGGUUGAGCAUUUCAACGCCGAAGAAUACAUAAAGCUUGUGCGGAAGCAUGGGUUGGAAAUUUCCCAGCCCGGUUUGGAGCCUGACUGGGGGUUAACAUGGCAGAUGACAAAGAGAAGAGGUGAUCGCGAAGCUCACAAUGAACCAGAGGAGAAACCAAGCUGGUGCGCUAACUCAAAUUCGCCUCCUUGUGCAGCAUUUGUUGAGAUCAUGGCUCCUGUGUUUUCUAGAGAUGCAUGGCGCUGCGUGUGGCAUUUAAUUCAGAAUGACUUGGUCCACGGAUGGGGUCUGGACUUUGCCCUGCAAAAAUGUGUAGAGCCUGCUCAUGCGAAAAUUGGAGUUAUAGAUGCUCAGUGGAUAGUUCAUCAAACUGUUCCUUCACUUGGGAACCAGGGCGAAGCAGAGAAGGGGAAGGCGCCUUGGCAAGCGGUGAGGGAGCGGUGUAAAAGAGAGUGGACAAUGUUCCAAAAUCGAGUGGCAAAUGCAGAAAAAGCUUAUUACACGUCAAUGGGAAUCGAUCCUCCAAAUUCUACGGCUCGCUAGGGGACAAUGUCAUACAAUCACCACCCUAACAGUUUCUGUACUUACUAUAAUCAUAGCGAUAAAUACCAAUGCUUACCAUUUUUAAGGUAGUAAUCAAAAACAGAAUUCCCUGAUUGUAGGGUCACAGGUGUAACACAAAGAGCCACGACAACUUCCAUCUAUUUAUUGCAGAGGGGAGGCACACCUUUUUCAAUUUAUGAUUUAGUUCCGAAUAGUUUGAAGUAAAAUUGUUUUUGAAUUUAGUUGAAUUUUUAUUUUAAUUUUUUUUGAACGGGAUUGAAUUUUUAGUUGUGAAAUCUAUAUAAAUUGUAGGGGUUUGGAAAGUUGCUAUUUUAGUAGAUUAUUUUAGUUUUUAGUUAUUUUAAUCGGCUAAAAUUUUUAUGUUUGGAA